This is a messenger RNA of Zonotrichia albicollis (white-throated sparrow), 1980 nucleotides long. Lineage: Eukaryota; Metazoa; Chordata; Aves; Passeriformes; Passerellidae. The record is from RefSeq and is a predicted model, not a curated record.
AUGCAGGACUCCAAAAGCAAGUUCAAAAAGCUUGCAAAGAGCCAAUGCUCCUCUGCCAACUUGGUGUUUGGCCUUGCUUGUGCUUGUGCAGAAAGCCCAAGAAGACGAAAAGUGUUUCAACGUUUCUGGUUGUUUUACUGGCAGGUGACUUACUUUACCUCGCUGUCAAGACAACAGGAGUUUGAAGGAAUUACCAAGAGUGUGAUUCCACUCUUCUCCGUGACGUAUUUCUUGACAAUAACCUUUGCAAUCGUCUCUUGCCUAAGACUGAGCUGUAUAAGAAAUAAUACCUGGCUUGCAAGCUGUGGAGUGCUUUCUUCUGGCUUAGCUGUAUUGAGCAGCUUUGGAUUGCUGCUCUUCUGUGGAGUGCCGUUUGUGGUCACUGUAGCAAAUGCACCAUUCCUCAUUCUGGGGGUUGGCGUUGAUGACAUGUUCAUCAUGAUUGCUUCCUGGGAACAAAGUUUAAGGAAAAAAGAGAAAUCCAAUGUUAAAUCUCUGCUGGCUGAGACUUAUUCAGAGGCAGCACUUUCUGUGACCAUCACCACUCUGACGGAUGUUUUGGCCUUCUUCAUUGGCACCUGGACUGCUUUUCUGUCCGUGAGGUCUUUCUGCCUCUAUACAGGGACAGCUUUUAUCUUCUGCUAUGUAUAUACCUUGACCUUCUUUGGGGCAGUUCUGGUAUUAAAUCACAAAAGGGAGCAAGGGAACCGGCACUGGCUGACUUGUAUGAGUGUGGAUGUAGGUAAAGAUCAGGCUGAGAACUCCCGCUUGUACAAUGCUUGCUGUAUCGGCAGCUCUUCUAGGCAGCCAUCUGAGCCAGAAGGUGACCAUCCAAUGAACGUAUUCUUUAAGAAGUAUUAUGGCCCUUUUGUUACAAAUAAAUGGAGCAAGGUGCUCAUGGUGUUGCUCUACGGAGCAUAUUUGGCCGGCAGCAUUUAUGGGUGUACUCAGGUCAGGGAAGGCAUCGAUCUCCGAAAUCUGGCAAAUGAUGCCUCCUAUGUUAUUCCAUACUAUGAUGAUGAUGACAAAUACUUCUCCACAUAUGGACCCAGGGUCAUGGUUGCCAUUAGUGAGAGUGUAGAUUAUUGGAACGAGUCGGUGCGCCUUGGUAUUGAGAGCUGUGUACAGAAUUUAGAGAACAUUUCCUAUGUAGAUAAGAACCUCACAGAGUCAUGGCUGAGAGUAUACACAGAACUUGACAAAAGGGGUUUGAUAAAUAUAAGCAGUAAAACUGACUUCUUAAAUAACUUAAAUGUACUGUUCAGAGCUCGUCCCAGUUUUGAGUGGGACAUAAACAAGACUCAGGAUGAAAUAGAGGCUUCACGUUUCUUCAUCCAGACAGUGAAUGUGACAUCAGCCUGGAACGUCAACCUCGAUUCCAUAUCCAUGAUCAACCUGGUCAUUUGCAUUGGGUUUUCAGUAGAUUUUUCUGCUCAUAUUUCCUAUGCCUUUGUUACAAGUGGAGAGUCAUCGGCCAAUAAAAGGGCAAUUGAAGCUCUGUCCCUGCUAGGUUACCCAGUUCUACAAGGUGCAGUUUCUACAAUACUGGGCGUAGUUGUCCUGGCCGCAGCGAGCACCUACAUCUUUAGGACAUUUUUCAAGAUCAUGUUCCUUGUUAUUUUGUUUGGGGCUCUUCAUGGUCUUGUUUUUAUUCCAGUGUUUUUAACAUUUUUUGGAAACUUUGGCAGAUCACCCAAUACCAUAUCUAAAAAACUUGAGCUUGAGAAAUUAUAGUUUGUUUGUGACUAAAUUUAGUAAAUUAAGUUUUACUUAUUAUAUGUAGAUUCAAUUGUAAUGAUUGUCAGGGAAUGUAAGACAUGAAGAAAAUUAAAGCUAAAAAAAAUAAACUCAACAGGGAAGCAAAGGCUUCAGAAAAGCCAGGCAAGAAAAAUAAUAAAUUAAAACUUAGAGAUUACAUUUGCAUUUUUAAUUUUUGUGUCAACAUGUUAAUGUUGUUAAGUAUUUUUUGUGUCUACUGAA